Messenger RNA from Oreochromis niloticus (Nile tilapia), 2112 nucleotides. Its product is annotated as tripartite motif-containing protein 16-like. The transcript has 5 exons. Lineage: Eukaryota; Metazoa; Chordata; Actinopteri; Cichliformes; Cichlidae. The coding region runs from base 1 to 2112 and encodes 703 amino acids. The record is from RefSeq and is a predicted model, not a curated record. Gene Ontology annotation, molecular function: protein binding.
AUGGGGUUGAGCAUUAUAUUCCCCCGGUGUUCACGUGCGUGCUGCCUGAACUCCGCGAAGCUGUCCGUCACUAGAGAGAAGUUCGCGGGCAUGGAGCGCCUGAGCAUUGUGCAGCGCUCGAACAGCGCCUGGGCCUCUCCACUUCACAUGGUGCCCAAAUCGGAUGGACGGUGGCGGCCAUGUGGGGAUUUUCGGCGUUUAAAUAACGUUACGGAGAAUGACCGUUACCCCAUUCCACACAUUCAGGACUUUUCCGCCCACCUUGCUGGUACCUUGGUGUUUUCAAAAAUUGGCCUGGUGCGCCUGCCUUUCGUUUUCAUCUACCUGGACGAUAUACUGGUGGCCAGUUGUUCGAUGAGCCAGCACGAGUCUCAUCUGUACCAGGUUUUCCAGCGUUUGGCGGAGUAUGGACUGAUCAUCAACCCGUCUAAGUGUCAAAUCGGAUUACCAGUCCUGGAUUUCCUGGGGCACUACAUUUCUGCUGACCGUGUGGUUCCAUUAGCUGCCUACCUGUGGAACCUUUCUACUGGUUGCCUGCGACCGGUCGUUCCCCUUUCGUGGCGCCGUUGCGUUUUCGACUCCAUCCACGCCCUCUCUCAUCUGGGCGUAUGUGCUUCAGUCAAGCUGGUCAGCACCAGGUUCAUUUGGCCGGGCCUGCGGAAAUUGACCAUGUGCAUGUCGAUCUGGUCAGCCCUCUUCCGCAGUCACAGUCACGCACCUUUUGACUGUGGUGAAUCGCACGACCAGGUGGCUGGAGGCGGUCCCCCUGGCCUCCACGACGGCAGAGGCGGUGGCCAGGGCUUUCGUGUCGACAUGGGUUUCGCGUUUUGGUCCCCCGCUGACAUUACCUCAGACAGGGGCCCCCAGUUCUUUUCGGAGCUUUGGUCUGCCAUGCUGACGGCCUGGGGGUCAAGGUCCACCUCACCACGGCAUAACGGCAUGUGUGGUGGCCCACCAGUGGGCUCCACUCACACCCAGGUCGGGAGGAGGGAAAGGACUGAGAAGCAGAAGGAGCUCGAGGUGAGACGACUAAACAUCCAGCAGAGAAUCCAGGAGCGAGAGAAAGAUGUGAAGCUGCUUCAACAGGAGGUGGAGGCCAUCAAUGGCUCUGCUGAUAAAGCAGUGGAGGACAGUGAGAAGAUGUUCACUGAGCUGAUCCGUCUCAUCCAGAAAAGAAGCUCUGAUGUGAAGCAGCAGGUCAGAUCCCAGCAGGAAACUGAAGUGAGUCGAGUCAAAGAGCUUCAGGAGAAGCUGGAGCAGGAGAUCGCUGAGCUGAAGAGGAAAGACGGCGAGCUGGAGCAGCUCUCACACACAGAGGAUCACAACCAGUUUCUACACAACUACCCCUCACUGUCAGCACUCAGUGAGUCUACACACUCAUCCAGCAUCAAUAUUCGUCCUCUGAGCUACUUUGAGGAUGUGACAGCAGCUGUGUCAGAGACCAGAGAUAAACUACAGGACCUUCUGAGAGAGGAAUGGACAAACAUCUCACUGACAGUCACUGAAGAGGAUGUUUUACUGUCACCACCAGAGCCAAAGACCAGAGCUGAAUUCUUAAAAUAUUCACAUGAAAUCACACUGGAUCCAAACACAGCAAACACACAUCUGUUAUUAUCUGAGGGGAAGAGAAAAGUAACAAGAAUGAAACAACAACAGUCUUAUUCUGAUCAUCCAGACAGAUUCACUUAUUACUGUCAGGUCCUGAGUAAAGAACGCCUACCUGGACGUUGCUUCUGGGAGGUAGAAUGGAAUGGGAAAGGGGUUUAUGUAGCAGUAGCGUACAAGAAUAUCCCCAGAGAAGGAAAUUCAAAUGAAUGUUUUUUUGGACAUAAUAACAAAUCAUGGGUGUUACAUUGUGAUACAAACGGUUAUAAAUUUUGGUACAAUCAUGUCCCAACUGACCUCUCAAGUCCUCAGUUCUCCAGAGUAGGAGUGUAUCUGGAUUACAGUGCAGGUAUUCUGUCUUUCUAUAGAGUCUCUGAAACCAUGACUCUCCUCCACAGAGUCCAGACCACAUUCACUCAGCCGCUCUAUGCUGGACUUUGGCUUUGGUUAGAAAGAGAGACUGCAGAGUUAAACUCAAGAGACAGCAGGCUCCAACCUUCCCUAUAG